This is a messenger RNA of Heterocephalus glaber (naked mole-rat), 855 nucleotides long. RefSeq names its product SS nuclear autoantigen 1 (gene Ssna1). Gene Ontology annotation, biological process: axon extension. Lineage: Eukaryota; Metazoa; Chordata; Mammalia; Rodentia; Bathyergidae. Gene Ontology annotation, cellular component: centrosome; ciliary basal body; axon. The record is from RefSeq and is a predicted model, not a curated record.
ACACGAUAGGCGCGCGGCGAAGACGCGGAGGCGCGGACGUCCCGGCGAGGGCGUCGGUUAGAGUGGCGUGGAGCGGCACCCACCAUGACCCAACAGGGCGCGGCGCUGCAGAACUACAACAACGAGCUGGUCAAGUGCAUCGAGGACCUGUGUCAGAAGCGGGAGGAGCUGUGCCAGCAGAUACAGCAGGAGGAGGAGGAGAAGCAGCGGCUGCAGAACGAGGUGAGGCAGUUGACGGAGAAGCUGGCCCGCGUCAACGAGAACCUGGCGCGCAAGAUCGCCUCUCGGAACGAGUUUGACCGUACCAUCGCGGAGACGGAGGCGGCCUACCUCAAGAUCCUGGAGAGCUCGCAGACUCUGCUUAGUGUCCUGAAGAGAGAGGCUGGGAACCUGACCAAGGCCACAGCUUCGGACCAGAAGAGCAGUGGAGGCAAGGACAGCUGACAAGCCUGGGUGGGCCGUCUCUGCCGUGCCUAUGACAACUCAGCCCCCCACACAUCUGUCUUGAAGCAUUUUUAUUCUUCAUGGUGGAAGCUGCCUCCUCACACUUCAGAUGCCCAGAGGAGCAGCUGGAUUGCCACUGGCCUUGGGCGACAAGAGCCCUUGGCACAGCCCAUGGGUGGAGUCUCGCUCUCUCCACUUGGGGUAUGGGACAGUGGGCUCUAGGUCCGCUCCACAUGGAGCCUCUGAGGGCUCCGUACUCCUUUGGUGUGCCAGAGGUCUUGGUCCUAGUCUAGACUCAUCACUGUGGGAGCCUUCACUUUGUCCCUUCUCAGCUAGUGGGGACCCAGGUUCCAAAUCUCAGGGCCUGCCCACAUGGCUGAUGACUAUCAAUAAAAGUUAUGUUUGCAAAGA